AUGCCAACCCAACUCUCAAUCCUAGUCUACAAAGGAAUACCAGUAGACUUCCCAAAAUACAGACACACAGCCCUCCACGCCCUCUACAACAAAGACACAGGCGACAACGAAUGGCUGCACGUAGUAGGCGCACACCCAUUCUUCAAAUUCCAAAAGGACCCCCAAAACCCUAUUUCCGAAGAGCCCAUCGUCUGGAUUCCCGUAUGUACAGUCCCAGAAUCGGUAACUAGGGCUAUGAUUCAUGCGGCGUGUUCGCGCACGGCUGUGCGCAAUGAGCCCUCGAAUUGGGAUUGGAAUUGUCAGAAUUGGGUUGGGGAGGCGCUUGCUGGGCUUGUUGAUGUUGAGGCUGUUAGUGAGGAGCAGAGGGGUUUGGCUAUCGGAGUUAUGGCGGAUGUUAUUCUUGAGGCUGAGGAUGAGGAGUUUGAUAAUGGGAUGUACUAG
This is a messenger RNA of Penicillium antarcticum, 441 nucleotides long. RefSeq lists its product as uncharacterized. The transcript has 2 exons. The record is from RefSeq and is a predicted model, not a curated record. Lineage: Eukaryota; Fungi; Ascomycota; Eurotiomycetes; Eurotiales; Aspergillaceae. Bases 1 to 441 code for a protein of 146 amino acids.